This is a messenger RNA of Mesitornis unicolor (brown roatelo), 2676 nucleotides long. RefSeq names its product cilia and flagella associated protein 58 (gene CFAP58). The coding region runs from base 1 to 2676 and encodes 891 amino acids. Gene Ontology annotation, cellular component: cytoskeleton. The record is from RefSeq and is a predicted model, not a curated record. The transcript has 18 exons. NCBI's taxonomy places the organism in Eukaryota, Metazoa, Chordata, Aves, Mesitornithiformes, Mesitornithidae.
AUGACUGAGGAAAACUCUGGCAAACCAUAUCUAGAAGAAAGUGCUUUUGAAGCACAGGAAAAAGACUUCCAAGAAGUCAUCGAUCUACUUAAGGGAGAUAAACCUCUGGAAAAAUUCCGAGUAGAAUAUGAGAAUCUCCAUGCUGUUAUGAAGAAAUCUCAUGAAAAUGAAAGGCGUCUCAGGGAGAAGUGCAGGAAGCUGAAUGCUGAACUUGUGGUGAAUUCAUGUAAACUAGCUACGCUCACAAAACUCUCUACAGAUGAUAAGGAAACUAUAUCAUCACUGAAGGCGGAGUUUGGAAAGACCCGUGAAUUGCUAAACACAGCCUAUGAAAAGGAAUGGAAAGCAAGGGAAACGAUUAAAUCACUGCAGAAGGACAUUGCGCACCUCACAGAUUCAGUGCAGAAGAGAUCUGAACUAUCCCAGGGACAGGAGCACAAUAUCCAGAAUUUGCUAAAUCUUAAAGAAGAGCUAACAAAGGAGCAAGACCAACUCCUGUCAGAGAUCGUGAAUUUACGUCAAAGUCUAACUCAAGCCACACAAGAUAAGCAGGAUGGAGAGAGGGCAAAAAACGAGGCAGAUCAAUCUGUUAUGCAGCUUCAGCAAGAAAUCCAGCUGCAACAGAAUGAGGUAUCACGAGAGACUCGAAAGAAGGAAAGAAUGGAGAAGGAGCUGAAAAAUCUGCUAACUGAAAUGAAUAACAAGCAAGCUGAGAUCAAGAAUCUACAGCAACAUAUAGAGAAGAAUAAAGAGGAACAACUGUUAAUGAAACUCCAUAUAAUAGAGCAGAAGAUCUUGAAUGGAAAGACUGGUGAGGAACUUGAGGAAGUUCAGAAGAGAAAUGAUAACCUCAUACAAGAGAGAAAGCAGCACAAUGUGAUGCUUAAAGAGAUGAUGCGGGCUAUCCAGCAGGAGACAGCAGACCUGAAAGUCAGACGUAAAGAAGUGGCUCAGAUACGCCUUGAAAUGUCAAAGCUGAACAAAAUAAGACAUGUUCUCCAGAAUAAGAUGCGUGUUGCAGAGGAGCAAAAAGUUGAGGCAGAACAUGAGAGAACCAACCUAAAAAAUAAAAUAUCUGGACUGGAGAGAGAGUUGCAGGCUGCCGAAAAGCAGGCGGAGAUUGACAAGAAAGCUAUAGAGGAGCUUCUGAGGGAAAGGGAUAUAAUAAGCAUGAAUUUGGUGAAGGCUACCGGUGCCACUCAGAAGCAGAUAAAUUUGGUGAAGCUCCAUGAACGGGCAAAGAAGAAAUUGGAACAAGAAAUCCAAAAUUAUAAGAAAGAAGCUCAGAAACAAAGGAAGUUUAUUUACCAGUUGGAGAAGGAGAGAGAUUAUUUCAUCAGUGAAACCGAUGACCUCAAACAGAAGGUCCUCCAUAACCUGAAAGAUCGUGAAAUACAGGAAAUGCAGAUCUCUGGCUAUAUGAAGCAAAUAGAAGAGUCUGAGAUUAAAUUGAAACAGGAACAAAGGCGCUGUGAAGCUAUGGAAGCAGAGAAGAGGUUGUGCAGUAAAAAUCUGAUUGAAGCUAAGGAUGAGAUAGCAGAAUUGAUGAAGAGACUGAAAUAUGUGAUAAAUGAGAAGGAUCAGCUGAACAAGAAGAUCACAGACAAAGAAGCGGCCCUUGCUAAAGCACGUCUAGAACAUCAGCAGACAGAGAAGGAGAAAUAUAAUUUGAAAGCUGAAAUACGUAAGAUGAAGAACCAGACUCUGGAAACCAAACACUUUGUAGAAAAUCAGAAGGCAGAAGAGCAGAAACUCCUAAAAAUCAUUGCUGAAGCUGAAGCUGAGAGACUGAAGCAGAAGAAAGAAUAUGACCACGUGAUCAACGAGAGAGAUGUCCUAGGGUCCCAGCUUGUUCGGCGCAAUGAUGAAUUGGCUCUGCUCUAUGAAAAGAUAAAAAUCCAGCAGUCCAUCUUAAACAAGGGUGAAAACCAAUACCGACAGAAAAUGGAAGACAUCCGACUUCUCAAGCUGGAGAUCAAAAAACUUCGGCGUGAGAAAGGGAUACUUGGCAAGAGUGUGGCUAAUGUGAAGGAGCUCAGAGAGGAGGUUCAUCACAUGCAGAAAGAACUAUUAAGAGAACAGACUUGGUGCAAACUUUUGGAAGAAGAACUGGAGAAGCCCUUGAAUGUUCACAGAUGGAGAAAAUUAGAGGCCUGUGACCCAAGUACCUAUGAGCUGAUUGAGAAAGUACACAGACUACAGAAGCAGCUUAUCAGCAAGACAGAUGAAGUGAUAGAGAAAGAAUUGCUCCUUCAGGAAAAGGAGAAGCUGUAUGUGGAAUUGAAGCACAUCUUGGCCCGGCAGCCUGGUCCUGAAGUUGCAGAACAGUUGCGGCUCUACCAGCACACUCUGCGAGAGAAGACUAAGCAGCUGAAAGUUUUGUCCUCCGAGUUGAAUAUGUAUGAAUCACAGAGCCGAGAAUACAAAUAUGAAAUUGAAAGACUUGCCAAUGAGCUUCUGAAUGUGAAAAAUAAAUAUCUGGCUCAGAAACGCAAGGAACAACGGGCCAAGGAGAAGGAGCGAUCCUUGACUGACGCAGAGCCUGAGUUUCCACGCCACAAGUCUGAUGUUCCUCGCUUCACCGGGGGAGGCUUUGCUCUCAGCAGACCCCUUCCCAGAGUUACACCUCAGGAACGGACUGACGUCACCACAUUCCCAUUCCUAGUUUCUUUCUAA